CCGAGAUUGUCAAAAAUCAAAAGUAGGACGUGCCCAAAUCAGCAGUUCAGCACUUUACCUCAAAAAAAGGGAAAAAAAAAAACAGCAGUUCAGCGCAAGAAAAUAUAUAACAAAGCACAGAAAAGCAUAUGCCGAUUAAGACGGGGUGAAAGGAGAAGCCUUCAUCGGCUCAUCAUUGCCAUGGAAGCUUAAUAAGAGAAGGGGGAAAGAGAGAGAGGGAUACUUUCUUGUUCUUCUAAACCAGAGCGUUCUGACUUCUGAGUCUCUUCUUUAAAACUCUAUGUGGACAUAAAUAAUAUGUUGUAUCAUUUGCAAAAUUUGGAGGCAAGAGCUUAAUCACUAUUCUAAAAAUGUGUAAUUCUGAUUGAACCUCACAGCAGAAUGGUUUUAUCGAAUAGUUUCUGAUUGCAGAAAGGCUGAUUAACAGUGAUUUUAGGGUUUGUAGGUGAUUUUCGAUUUUGGUGGUUACUUUGGAAGGCGAAGUUAAUUGGUUCUUGAUCAGCUUCGACACAGCUAGGGCUUUUUUUUUCCUGAUUGGAACUGUUGGUUCAGCGAUGCCAGAGUUUGGUGGAUCAGGGAAAGUUUGAUCGCCGCCGAAGGCGUGCGGCUUCUCGUCGUGAGGGGGGUUUUGUAUGGAAACGCGGAGUCGGAAGCGGGCGGAGGCCUCCUCAGCAGCCCCUUCAUCUCAGCCCACUACCCGUUCGAGCAAGAGAGCUCGUCUGUCUGUUGCAUCGCCCUCGUCUAUUCCCUCCAUUUCGACAAUUUCCACUCGUUCCCGCCAAAAUUCACGGUCCCAAGAAUCAUUGGCAUCUGCUGCUCCCAUGGAUUCUAAUAGCGAAUCAUCUGGUUCUGCUUCCCGCCGCGAGUCAUCCAGCCGACGUGCAAGGAAUCAGGGUUCGGAGAGAGAGAAAGAUUCGGAUAAAGGGAAAGAGAAGGAGCCUGAAAUUAGGGCUAGGGAUAGGGAACGAGAUAGCUUAGGAUUGAGUAUUGAUGGUAGUGGCGGUGGGAUUGAUGAUGAUAAUGAUAGCGAAGGAGGCGUUGGCAUUUUACACCAGAAUUUGACCUCUGCGAGCAGCGCUCUUCAAGGGCUUCUUCGGAAACUUGGUGCUGGAUUGGACGAUCUUCUUCCUUCCUCUGCUGUGGCAGCAACAUCAUCCUCUCACCAGAGCGGGCGGCUUAAGAAGAUAUUGUCUGGGUUGCGUGCGGAUGGAGAAGAAGGGCGUCAGGUUGAGGCCUUAACUCAACUCUGUGAUAUGCUCUCCAUUGGGACUGAAGAAUCGCUGAGCACGUUCUCUGUUGAUUCAUUCGUGCCUGUUCUUGUCGGACUGCUUAAUCACGAGAGCAAUGCUGAUAUCAUGCUGCUAGCUGCCAGGGCUCUCACCCACCUUUGCGAUGUGCUCCCAUCGUCCUGUGCCGCUGUUGUUCACUAUGGCGCUGUUUCAUGUUUCUGUGCACGGCUGCUCACUAUUGAGUACAUGGACUUGGCUGAACAGUCUCUGCAAGCUCUUAAGAAGAUUUCCCAAGAACACCCAACUGCCUGCUUGCGAGCAGGUGCUCUUAUGGCAGUGCUAUCUUAUCUGGACUUUUUCUCGACAGGAGUUCAGCGAGUUGCAUUAUCUACUGCUGCAAACAUAUGCAAGAAACUUCCAUCAGAUGCAGCCGACUUUGUGAUGGAAGCUGUACCACUGCUUACAAACCUUCUUCAGUACCACGAUUCAAAGGUUUUGGAGCAUGCUUCUGUUUGCUUGACUCGAAUUGCAGAGGCUUUUGCAUCAUCACCAGAAAAAUUAGAUGAACUGUGUAAUCAUGGACUAGUAGCACAAGCUGCAUCUCUUAUUUCUGUAAGCAAUUCUGGAGGUGGUCAGGCAUCCCUUAGCAGAUCUACUUACACGGGUUUAAUCCGCCUGCUUUCAACAUGUGCCAGUGGGUCUCCUUUGGGUGCCAAAACUCUACUUCUCCUUGGCAUCAGUGGCAUUUUGAAGGAUAUUCUUUCUGGAUCUGGCCUAGUUGCAAGCAUUUCAGUUUCACCUGCUUUAACCAGACCACCAGAGCAGAUUUUUGAGAUUGUGAACCUUGCGGAUGAGCUUCUUCCCCCUCUGCCUCAAGGAAUUAUUUCUCUUCCAAUUUGCUCAAAUUAUCUAGUGAAAGGAUCUGCCACAAAGAAAUCUCCUGUCAGUAGUUCUGGAAAGCGAGAGGAUGCAAAUGGAACUGUGCAUGAGGUUUCUGCUCGUGAGAAAUUAUUGCGUGAUCAGCCUGAGCUUCUGCAGCAGUUUGGAAUGGACCUACUUCCUGUACUAAUACAGAUCUAUGGAUCCAGUGUAAAUGGUCCAGUUCGCCACAAAUGCUUGUCAGUAAUUGGAAAGUUGAUGUAUUUUAGCACAGCAGAUAUGAUUCAGUCUUUUCUAAGUGUAACAAAUAUAUCAAGUUUCUUAGCUGGUGUUUUAGCAUGGAAAGAUCCACAAGUCUUGAUUCCUGCCCUUCAGAUAGCUGAGAUUCUCAUGGAAAAGCUUCCAGGAACAUUCUCCAAGGUGUUUGUGAGAGAAGGGGUGGUUCACGCUGUAGACACACUUAUAUCAACUGAUUCUUCAAAUGCAGCCAAUGCCCAAUCUUCUUCUAUGGAGAAGGAUAAUGAUUCUAUACAUGGAUCAUCACGUUCUAGGCGCUAUCGACGGCGCAGUGGUAGUUCAAAUCCAGAUGGAAGUGUUUUGGAAGAAUUGAAAACUGUUCCACCUGGAAGUGUUGGUUCACCACCAGUAUCAUUAGAAAUCCCAAUGGUUAAUUCUAGUCUUCGCAUUGCUGUAAGUUCUUGUGCAAAAUCAUUUAAAGAUAAAUAUUUUUUGGCAGACACUGGGGUAGCUGAAAUUGGUGUUACUGAUGACCUUAUGCGUUUAAAAAAUCUUUGCCUGAAGUUGAAUGCUUGUGUUGAUGAUCAGAAGACUAAAGCAAAGGGUAAAUCAAAAGCUUCUGGCCCUCGUCUAGCUGACAUUUCAGCUAAUACUGAGGAGAACUUAAUUGGAGUGAUAUCUGAAAUGCUAACAGAAUUAAGUAAAGGUGAUGGUGUUUCCACAUUUGAGUUCAUUGGUAGUGGAGUUGUUGCAGCUUUACUGAACUACUUUUCCUGUGGAACCUUCUCCAAGGAGAGAAUAUCAGAAGCUAACCUGGCUAAACUUCAGCAACAAGCACUUGGAAGAUUUAAAUCUUUUAUUGCUGUUGCUCUUCCUGCUGGUGUUAAUGAAGGGAAUGGAGCUCCUAUGACUGUCUUGGUUCAGAAGCUUCAAAAUGCUCUAUCUUCCCUGGAGCGUUUUCCAGUUGUAUUGAGCCAUUCCUCUAGGUCAUCUAGUGGAAGUGCACGCCUUUCCUUGGGAUUGAGUGCGUUGGCUCAGCCAUUUAAGCUGCGCCUGUGUAGGGAUCAAGGAGAAAAGUCUCUUCGUGAUUAUUCAUCAAAUGUUGUAUUGAUUGAUCCCCUUGCAAGUUUGGCUGCCGUUGAAGAAUUUCUUUGGCCAAGAGUGCAGCGAGGUGAAUCUGCACAGAAACUUUCGGUAUCUUCAGGAAACUCUGAGCCUGGUUCUGCACCUGCCGGGGCUGGUGUUUCAUUUUCAUCUGUAUCUUCACCUGCAUCUUCCACUUGCCGCCAUUCAACUAGAUCCAGAUCAUCAGUAACCAUUGGAGGUUCAACCAGGAAGGAUCCUCCUCAAGAGAGUAAUUCAAGCUCUUUAAAGGGGAAGGGCAAAGCUGUUUUGAAAUCUGCUCCAGAUGAGACAAGAGGACCUCAAACAAGAAAUGCUGCACGCAGAAGAGCAGCUUCAGAUAAGGAUACUCAAAUGAAACCUGCACAUGAGGAAUCUAGCUCUGAGGAUGAGGAGUUGGACAUCUCUCCAGUUGAGAUUGAUGAUGCCUUGGUGAUUGAAGAGGAUGAUCUAUCAGAUGAUGAAGAUGAUGAUCAAGAAGAGGUGCUAAGAGAUGAUCCUCUUCCAGUUUGCAUGCCUGAGAAAGUACAUGAUGUGAAAUUGGGUGAUUCAUCUGAGGAUGGUACAGCUACCCAUUCAACCAAUGAUAGCCAGACUAAUCCUUCUGGUUCUACCAACAGAACUUCCACAGUUAGGGGCAUGGAAUCUACUGACUUUAGGAGUGGGAGCUCAUUUGGUUCAAAGGGUGCAAUGUCAUUUGCUGCAGCUGCCAUGGCUGGGCUUACAUCUGCAAGUGGUAGAGGUAUCAGGGGUGGCAGAGACCGGCGGGGACUUUCCCUUUCUGGUACUUCAAAUGAUCCUGCUAAAUUAAUAUUUUCAGUGGGUAGCAAGCAGCUCAACAGACAUCUAACCAUAUAUCAAGCCAUCCAACGCCAGCUUGUUUUGGAUGAGGAUGAUGAUGAGAGGUAUACUUGCUCUGAUUUUCUGCCUGGUGAUGGAAGCAGACUUUGGAAUGACAUUUAUACCAUCACAUAUCAGAGGGCUGACAACCAGAUAGAUAGGAGUUCAAUAGGAGAUUCUUCUUCCACUACUCCAUCCAAAUCUGCCAAAGCCAGUUCUACCUCCAACUCUGAGUCUUCAUGGCAUCAAACCUCUCUUUUAGAUAGUUUCUUGCAGGGGGAGCUUCCAUGUGAUCUAGAAAAAGCUAACCCAACUUAUUGCAUAUUGGCAUUGCUGCGUGUGUUGGAAGGUUUGAACCAGCUGGCGCCUCGUUUACGAGUCUUGGCAUUAUCCGAUGAUUUCUCAAAGGGGAAGAUUUCUACUCUAGAAUUGAGUACAACUGGUGCCAAAGUCCCUUCUGAGGAGUUCAUCAAUAGCAAGCUCACUCCGAAAUUGGCUCGUCAAAUCCAGGAUGCAUUGGCACUGUGCAGUGGUAGUAUUCCUUCUUGGUGUUCCCAGCUCACUAAAGCAUGCCCAUUCUUGUUUCCAUUUGAAACUAGGAGACAUUAUUUCUAUUCUACUGCUUUUGGGCUGUCUCGUGCAUUGCAUCGAUUGCAGCAGCAACAGGGUGCUGAUGGUCAUGGAUCAACAAAUGAAAGAGAGAUCCGUGUUGGGAGAUUACAGCGGCAGAAGGUUCGUGUCUCCAGAAAUCGAAUUUUGGAUUCUGCAGUAAAAGUUAUGGAGAUGUAUUCAAGCCAAAAGGCUGUCCUGGAAGUGGAAUAUUUUGGUGAGGUUGGAACAGGGUUAGGUCCCACCCUGGAGUUUUAUACCCUUCUAAGUCAUCACCUUCAAAAGGCUAGCCUUGGAAUGUGGAGGUCUAAUUCUUCUUCAGAUAAGCCAGCAAUGGAAAUAGAUAGAGAUGAACAGAAAAACAGAAAAAAUAAUGAUAGUUCAGAUGCAAAGAAACUUGGAUCAGAUUCUUCUGCAGGUGGAAGAGAUCUCAUACAAGCUCCUCUUGGGUUGUUCCCUUGCCCAUGGCCUCCAAAGGCAGAUGCUUCUGAGGGUACCCAGUUUUCCAAGGUGAUUGAGUAUUUCCGGCUUGUUGGACGAGUGAUGGCAAAAGCUCUUCAAGAUGGACGGCUUCUAGACCUUCCAUUGUCAACUGCAUUUUACAAGCUUGUGCUUGGUCAAGAGCUUGAUUUGCAUGACAUUCUCUCUUUUGAUGCUGUAUUUGGGAAGAUUCUGCAAGAGCUGCAAAUCCUUGUUGCCCGGAAGAAAUAUCUUGAGGCAAUGGGCCGUAGGGAUCAAAUUGCAGAUUUAAAAUUCCGUGGUGCUCCUAUUGAAGAUCUCUGCCUGGAUUUCACACUUCCUGGUUAUCCAGACUAUGUUUUAAAACCAGGGGAUGAAAAUGUUGAUAUUAAUAAUUUGGAGGAGUACAUUUCUUCAGUCGUUGAUGCAACUGUCAAGACUGGAAUUAUGCGGCAAAUUGAAGCUUUCAGAGCAGGCUUUAAUCAGGUCUUUGACAUUUCAUCUCUGCAAAUAUUUUCUCCUCAUGAACUGGAUUACCUAUUAUGUGGCCGCAGAGAGUUGUGGGAGGCUGAGACGCUGGUUGAUCAUAUAAAAUUUGAUCAUGGAUAUACUGCCAAGAGUCCUGCCAUUGUCAACUUACUAGAAAUAAUGGGAGAAUUCACACCUGAACAGCAGCGUGCCUUCUGCCAGUUUGUAACUGGUGCACCCCGGCUCCCACCUGGUGGUCUGGCUGUGCUGAACCCGAAGCUUACAAUUGUUAGAAAACAUUCUUCAUCAACAACAAACACAACAUCAAAUGGAACGGGACCUUCUGAAUCAGCAGAUGACGACUUACCUAGUGUCAUGACUUGUGCUAAUUACCUCAAGCUUCCUCCUUACUCAACCAAGGAAAUUAUGUAUAAGAAACUACUGUAUGCCAUCAGCGAAGGGCAAGGAUCUUUUGACCUGUCCUGAGCCUCCAAGACUAACCCAAUCUGCUGUUGGUAUACAUUAUCUUGCGACACUUUUCCUGUCGAAUUGCAAUUCCAGGCAUGGGCUAAUUUUGAUAUUCGAAGUUCUGCCCAUUCUACUUAAAGAAACAUGUGCCCUGUGCCAUUCCUUGAGGAGUGUAGAGGUCAGUUUUGUAUUCAUUUUAACGGAUGUCAGGUUGGGAUGUUGUUGGAGUGGCGGGAAUAGGUGGGCAACUAAUGUGUUUUAUUUUUUCCAUUUUUUUCCUUUUGUUCCUGUAAAUUCUCAAUUCAUCUGCACAACUUUAUCUUUGUCACCUUUUUUGUUCUUAAUUCUUCAAUAAUAUAUAGUGGUUUUUAGUGAAGUCUGGUUCAACAGACAGUUGCAAUCAAGGAGAAGCUUUGAAAUGGCAAGGUUGUGGCAUCCGGCCUGCUACUGGUGCCUGUAAAUAAAGUGAAACACCUGGAUUUUUAUUGUUAUCUUUUGUUUCAAUGUUGUUAUUAAUUUUUGCCCAGAGCAUAUUGAUGUACGGACAGGGCUAAAAAUAUAUAUGGUACACUAUCAGUAUAGUCUUCCAAAUUUUUACCAUUUCA
This is a messenger RNA of Nelumbo nucifera (sacred lotus), 6916 nucleotides long. RefSeq names its product E3 ubiquitin-protein ligase UPL3-like. The record is from RefSeq and is a predicted model, not a curated record. NCBI's taxonomy places the organism in Eukaryota, Viridiplantae, Streptophyta, Magnoliopsida, Proteales, Nelumbonaceae. Gene Ontology annotation, biological process: proteasome-mediated ubiquitin-dependent protein catabolic process; protein polyubiquitination. Gene Ontology annotation, molecular function: ubiquitin protein ligase activity; protein binding.